GGAGGACGGUGGUCUCUGGGGGUAGGGGGGCGCUGGGACAGAGGAGGGCAGUGUGGCAUGGAGGCACAGGGCUAAGCCUGGGAUCUGACUGUAGAGGCGCAGAGUGUUUCCUGACAGAGUUUGGGAGAACAGGGUGGCAGUAGCUUCUGGGACAUGUCAUCGGUGUGCUUCCGUGUGACCUGCUGCGGUUUCUCAGCUCCCUCUCAAGCUCCUGGUGUGAACUGGCUGUGUCCCCACAGCAGUUGCGUGUUCUUGAUUCUGGAGGGGGAGGGAGGCUGGUCUUUCUUUGCCAGUCAGAGCAGAGUGUCUACAUUGUCCGGUAGUGGCGGGUUUCUUUGAAGCUGCCAAAUCACGGAAAGAGUGAGCACCCCAGCCCUUCACGCUCUCUUGCAGGUGAAUGCUCCCUUCAGCUCUCCCCACUGCUCAGCUGCAGGGCUAUGGGCAGCCCACAGGGAGGGAGGCUUGAGCAGGCUGGAUUCUGGCUGGGCCGCUGGUUCCUGACCUAGAGGGGCAGUGGAAGUGGGGAGCAAUAGGCCUGCUUUACGGGGGUGGGUGGGUGACGGCGCCAUGUGGUCAGAAAUGGCCCGCUGGCAGGUGGGCAGCUGGGGGUGGGAGGGGGUUCCCAAGACUGACAGCUCCAGGAAUGGGGAGGGCAUCUGGAGGUUUCUGGGUUUUGGGGUGAAGGUGCCGUGGGCAUGUGUGGGGUGGAGAUGUGGUCCUGGAUGUGUGGGUGAAGGCGGCAGGGUCAGUCUUGGUCCAGGGUUCUCCAAUGUCAUCAACUGGCGGCUGGUGAGUUGGGGGUGUGUGCCUCCACCGAGGGAGAGGAUCCCCAAGAGGCUGGGGAGGGUGGAUCUGGGGCAGGGGGGUAAGGGAGCCCAGGAAGUAGGUCCUGUCCAGAUGGAGGGACAAGACAGAGAUGGAUUCGUGCCCCCAGAGUGGGGCCAAACCCUAGUGCUGGGUGGUGAGAGCCUCCCCUCACAUCCUCUGGGGUGCCUUUGUGCCCCUCUUGUGCCAGGGGCAUGCUCCAUCCCUGCCCACCUGUGCUCACGGCCAGGGUUUCCCUGCAGGUCUGAGUUCACCGACACCAUCCUGUCUGUGCACCCCUCCGAUGUGCUGGACAUGCCUGUGGACCCAAAUGAGCCCACGUACUGCCUGUGCCACCAGGUGUCCUAUGGGGAGAUGAUAGGCUGCGACAACCCAGACUGUCCUAUUGAGUGGUUUCACUUCGCCUGCGUGGAUCUGACCACGAAACCCAAAGGAAAAUGGUUCUGUCCACGGUGCGUUCAGGAAAGGAGGAAGAAGAAGUAAGGUGGAUGCCUGGACCAGAAGAGCAAGUUAAUAUAUUCCUUCUUCACGUUGCAAUAUUUUCUCUUCAUUUUAAAACUACCUUGUUUCCAAUGAUAUUUAAGAACUCAGUGGCCAGUUGUGAUUCUGGAGACUUCCUAAAACAAACAAGAAUCCUCCUGAGCCCUGUUUGCACGAGGAGUGGUCUUACGGGGACUCGUCAUGGUGACUUUGUUCUGGAGACGUAGUACCGGCUCUGUGCCGGGGAGCUGAGCCUUCCAUGGGCGCCGUGGUGGGGACCGUCCAGCCCAUGCACUGCCAUCCCUCUGCAGCUGAGGCGCAAGCCCGCAUGCUCCGUCCUGUUUUGCUGGGGCUGCGCCAGCACGUCGGGCAGCGUAUCUGUCCCCUGCAAGGCCUUGCCGGAGUCGUCUGCUGUGUUUGGGCUCUGCACCGGGGCCCAUGGCCUUGCCUGGGCAGGGUGGGCUCUCCUUGGGGGCAGAGCGCUCUGUUUCACUGUGCACUGCCAUUUCCGUCUGAGCUCCCCGUUCCCUCCGUGAGGGUUUCAUCUUCUGGAGUAGACGCUCUCCGUCAGCACACAGCAGUCGUUCCCGUGACUGGCCCGCGGGAGCCGUGUGACAGACAGCGGGUGCGCCGUUUUCUCUGGGAAUUCCUGACAUUUUUACUGUGAAGAUGAAAUUAUCAUAACAGCAUGGAGAUCGUGGGUCCGUGUGUCUGUGAAGUGAGUCUAGUCCAGUGAGACCUGAUUUUAAACCUGUUCUGUCGCACACGGGUCGGUCAGCAGCUCCUGUCCAAGGGGACGACGAUCAUGUGAUACGAUUUGUGAAUUUCUUGUGCCACGCAGUCCUGGAAUGAAGCUGGCAAACUAGAGUGUGUCUUCUGUUUAAUCUGCAUUCACCAAACCAGUCCUGAACCAUGUUUUUGGGAAUAGUUGGGGGAAAUUACAUAUGCUUGGCGUGUUGCGAUCCAUUUGUGAUGGUGUGUAGUGUGACUUCUGGGAACAUGCGUGGACUCGGAGACCCUCCGGCACACGUGUCUAAAGGAGUCCGAGGAGUCCUGAAGAAAGGGAAACCUGUUUUUGUCCUCGAGGCAGGAAAAGAAAUCCAGGAGGCAGGGUCAAGAUGUGAAAUUCCUAACUGACGAAGAAUCUUGCCUUCUUUAUCAGGAGGCCUUCUGGAAUGGUGCACCUGUUUCCUGCAGUGGCCGUGUCUACCAUAUGUUCCCACCUUUUCUCUAAUAUUUCACCAACGGCAGGAGAUGACGUGGAGAGAAACUUGGGGGACUGUGUCCUGCGCGGCCACUCCUCACCAAGGCCGUUUCCAGUCGGUAAAUGAGAGGUGAAUGUUAGCUUUGACAUCAGAGGGCUGUGAGCCCCUAUCUGUGGUUCUCAGCGGGUCGGCUGGCGCCCCACAUGCUGUCCCACCGUCCCUUCGGGGCUUCCAGGGCACUGCAGGUGGGGUCAGUUCGGAGAGCGCCACCCUUUUUGUCCCGUGCUGCAUGGUUAGGGUAGGGGGUCAGCAGCUGGCCUGACGAGCUAUCCCAGAGCCGGUGCCUUCCUGCUGCCCAGAAAGGAGGGGUGGAGGGCUCAGGAGAAGCACCGGCCGGCUCGUGCUCCUCAGUCUCAGCUGUGGCCAAAAACGAGGCUCGUUUGUAUUUAGUCACUUAGAUUUUUGUUAACACAGCUGUUUAAAGAUUGUGGGGAAUAAAUUGUGGAAAACUGUUUCCUUCACUCUUUGACCAGUCUCUGUGGAGAGGGCAGGUGAGCGCACGAGUUUGUGAUGGCCCUUUGGAAGCUGCUUUACUAUUUGUACUGCAUCGUAGAACACUUCCUGGCCGCCGUCAUCAUGGGAAACCAGUGCCCAGGGGGUGGCUUGGUGGCCGUCCGGGGUGCCUGGUCCGGGGCCUCGCUCACAGCGCAGGAGGGCUGGCCAACUUCCCUGUGGGGUCUUGCGUGUCGCCAGGUUACAGCCCAGCCGCCGGCCUUCUCUUUGUAGGUCUCUGUACCCGCUGUCUCUUGCGUUCACCUCUGUCGGUUACGUAAAUAUACCUGGAACAACAUGCGUAGGUAGAGCUUUGGAGAAGACAAGACGUGAGCAGAAUAGGAAGAUUCCCUCCCCAGAACGCUGUGUCAACACGGAUCCGCUGCCCCUUCCUGACUGCGAGUGCUGCCCAUAGUUGCAGCGACACCCAGCAACGGCUGUUUGCUGAGGAGACCAGGUCCUCCCCCUGGCCUGGCUCCAGCCCUGCAGGGGUGGCUGGUGCCCCUGACGAUCACGCCGUGAGGCCUGGCCGCCGACAGUGGGGUGAUUCCCACCAGAUCCUGUGCGCCUGCCGGGCACCAGACCUGACCCGGAGGUGGCUGCAGAGCCCUGUUCCUUGGGUUGAGUGGGGGUCUGGGCUGGGCCCAGAGGUCCCUGUCUCAGCUGCAUCUGAGCCAAGGGCCCUGGGGCUUCCUUGCAGGGAAGGGGCACCUUGUUCAGAGGACACUCAUGGCCCUUGCUCUCAGUGCUCUCUUAGCAGUCAGUAGGUUGACAAAUAGCUUCUUGUUUUCCUGUAGAAGAACACAUGUUGCACUUGCAAAAAUAAUGUGUGAAACUGAGCCCCCCGCAGCUGUUGCCCAUGGAGCUGCCGGCUGGGCUGCAGACGGAGCUGGGCCCGCGUGCCUGGGGUCCCCAGGUGGCCGGCUGUGAGAUGUGACCGGCCACGGGAGCCUGGUGGCUUCCGGUCUGCGCAGGGAUGACGGAGAUUUGCUGGGACAUGUGGGGACGAUGGUCCUCUCCCGGGCGGCCACAAGGCACUCCUGACUUGUAGCUGGCUGCCCAGGGCAGGGUUGGCUUUGAGCAGUAACGCUGUCCCGAGAGCAGCUUCCCUGUGUGGCCGUGGCUGGAAUUCGGACACUUAUCAUGGGCCUUGGAGAUGGAAGGUUUUCCCUAGUUGUUAGUGAGCCGGGACUGUUCUUCAUUCCCUGUGCUGAGAGGAGUUUUAAAACAAAGUCUAAGAAAAAUGUUCUCAUUCAGAAGAGAGUUCUAUGAAGUUUCUUGCUUUCUACAAAUGUAUUUUGUGGUGUUCACUUUUACCACAUUUCAUCCAAAAAGAUGAUGCAGCUUUAACACGAAUGUUACAUUUUAUUUUCAAGGAAUUAUCUAUGUUCCCUUUGUAAAGGAAAGAUAAUAUUGUAAAUCUUUUUAUUAAAUAAUGUAGAGAUGUAUAUCUGUAUUUUUGGAUCAUGUUCUAGAUUAUGGAUAUAUUGUUUAAUAAAUGAAGUAUUU
Enhydra lutris kenyoni (northern sea otter) is the source of this 4571-nucleotide messenger RNA. Its product is annotated as inhibitor of growth family member 5. The transcript has 3 exons. NCBI's taxonomy places the organism in Eukaryota, Metazoa, Chordata, Mammalia, Carnivora, Mustelidae. Gene Ontology annotation, cellular component: nucleus. Gene Ontology annotation, molecular function: chromatin binding. The record is from RefSeq and is a predicted model, not a curated record. Gene Ontology annotation, biological process: positive regulation of DNA-templated transcription; positive regulation of apoptotic signaling pathway. Bases 568 to 1308 code for a protein of 246 amino acids.